Molecule: messenger RNA, 2820 nt
Organism: Macrosiphum euphorbiae (potato aphid)
Lineage: Eukaryota; Metazoa; Arthropoda; Insecta; Hemiptera; Aphididae
Source: the annotation of a GenBank genome assembly
AUGUUCAAAUUAUUAAGUUUUAGUUUAUUUGUGACAACAGUUUUAGCAGCUCAAAACACAGAUUAUAAAUUCUUAGGAUGUUUUUUGGAAGAAAACUUAUUAACUCUUGGAGAAGAGAGUCGUAUUUUAAAUCCAGUAACACCUCAAUCUUGUUCAGAUUUUUGUUCUGAAAAACAAUAUACAUUUUUUAUCCUUAAACAUGACACUUGUUAUUGUAGCAAAAAUUACAUAUCAAGACUUAUGCGGCAACUUGAUUUCGAGUGUUCAAAAAAAUGUUCGGGAGAUAGUUCAGCUUCAUGCGGAGGAGCACCAAAUUUAGUGUCUUCAUAUAUAACGGAUAGUUCAAAAGCAAGCAAUUUUAUAGGACAUGGUGGUUACCCAAUACCAAUUUAUCUAGGAUGUUAUGCUGAAACUCCAAAUGAUGAUGGAAAUCGUUUAUUAAAAGGUCCAGCUGGGCCGUAUACUUAUAAUACUCCUCAGAAAUGCUCAGAAAUAUGUUUCAAGAUGGGAUAUUUAUUCUUUGGAGUUACAUAUGGAACGGAAUGUUGGUGUGGAAAUCAAAGACCAGCAAAGUCAGCAAAAGUUGAAGAUAUUAAUUGUGAUUCUCCGUGUAGUGGUGAUAGUAAACAGUUCUGUGGUGGAGGAUGGAAGAUGGGAAUUUAUUCAACAGGAAUUACAGACUAUGUACCAAAAAAAUAUAUUGGAUGCUUUGAUGAUGAUGGUAAAAAAACAAAAGGAAAAUAUUUGUCAUUUUCCAUGGAUAUCAAUAAUAGUCCUAAACGAUGCAUGAAUCUUUGUAACACUCAUAGAUUUAAAUAUGCUGCGGUUAAAGGAAAUAUCUGUGAAUGUAAAAACUAUGAACCAAGUUAUAAUUUAAAAAGAAGUUUUAGUGAUUGCAACACUUUAUGCACAGAAAACCCAUCUGAAUAUUGUGGUGGUAGUGUUACAUUUAGUGUUUACAAGACUUUAUACUCGGAUCCUCUAGCAAAAGUGUCAGUGAAUCCUAUUGGAUGUUUUACCAAUUUAAAGAGACAUCCAGUGUUAAAUGGUUGGAGAAUAUCACAUGCUCGCCUUACACCCAAACAUUGUGUAUAUAGUUGUCACACAAGAAGAUUCCCAUAUGCUGCACUUGUAUCUUCGAAAGAAUGCUUAUGCACUUCUACAAAACCUUCUUAUGAGGCUAAAACAGAGGAUGCUAUGUGUACGAUUCCUUGUUCUGGUUCAUCUCAACAUACAUGCGGUGGCAAUAAUGCUAUAAAUGUAUACACCACUGGACUAGAAUGGAAAACGGAUACAAUUGGAAAUAAUUAUCUGGGGUGUUAUGAGGAAAGUCAAAAUAACAGAAUAUUUAAUGGUUACUCACGAUCCUUUACUGUGAAUACCCCAGAAUUUUGUUCAAACCUUUGUUACAAAUUUGGGUAUACUUACUCUGGAGUAACAUAUAAAUCUGAAUGUUUUUGUGGAAGCCAAUCACCAAGUGAACCUAAGUUUCCUAGAGUGGAAGAUAAACAAUGCAAUACUAAGUGCUCAGGUGAUGCUAAUCAAUUCUGUGGUGGUGGUUGGAGAAUGGGAGUAUUUUCAACUGGAUUAAAUGAUUUUCAAGUUGAAGGUCGGCUUUUAGGUUGUUUUGUAAUGCAGGAAAACACAUUAAACAAUAUAAAAUUUGAACUUAUUAAUACUAAUAUGCCUAGUAAAUGUUCUGCCAUCUGUAAUAAUGGUGGAUAUCAAUUUUCAGGAGUCUUAGGCAUUAAUUGCUACUGUGGUAAUCGUGCGCCAGAAAAUGACCAAAAAGUAUUGAAAUCUGAUUGUGAUACACCCUGUGCGGGUGAUUCAAGUAAAACAUGUGGUGGUGAAGACAGAAUUCAAAUAUAUGAUCUCAUGAAAGUGAUUAGUAUCAACAUACCAAAUACAAAUAGUUCAAAUGAUUUGGUGGACGAAUUUGAUACUUUAAAUUUGGAAUCGAUUUGGAGUCAUGAUAUUUAUAUUGCACAAGAACCAGAUUAUGAAUUUGUUGUUUACAAUAAUUCUGAAAAGAACACAUUUAUCAAAAAUAGAGAGUUAGUAAUCAAACCUACAAUUCUAUCAGAUAAUUAUGUCAAGAAUGGUUGUUUAGUACUGAAGGGGUGUACAAAAUAUGAAGGAUCUACUGGUUGCUCUAUGAAUGCUUCAUCUUAUAAUAUAAUACCUCCAAUAGUUUCAUCUAGACUUACCACAAAAAAUAAUAUGGCAUUCCUUUACGGACAACUAGAAGUAACAGCUAAAUUCCCAACAGGAGAUUGGAUAGUGCCAGAAAUAGCUUUGGUUAGUAAAACUAAUGAACAAAACAAAUUUGUAUUGGGUACAUCAUUUGGAAAUAAUGAUUUAAAAUGUAAUGGCGAAGACGAAAGUAUUUCUGUUCUAAAAUAUGGAUUAAAAAUGGAUGAACAAUAUCAUUUAAAACCAGUUAUGAUGAAAUCAACUUUAACAAAUCGCUGGUCUGAAGACUAUCAUACAUUUGUUUUGUCUUGGUCUCCUGAAAACAUUGUAUUUAAAAUUGAUGGAGAAAGUCACCAAUUGGACACAUCAAAUCUACCAUUAGACUUAAUAUUUGACUCUGAAUAUUUUAUAUCUAUUGGUGUAUCAGUUGGUGGUAUGACAAAUUUCCGUGAUGGAUGUUUAAGCAAUAGCCACUUAAAACCAUGGAAAAACUUUGAUAUUAAGGCUAUGUUAAAUUUCUGGAAGGACAGGAAUCACUGGGCAUCCACAUGGAAUGAUGAAAAAUCAUCAUUAAAAGUUAAAAAAUUUUACUUCCACCUGACACCUCGGUUGCAUCGCUACUGA